AUGGAAUCCAUAACGCAUGAGACUUUCCUAUUGAGUCGUAAUUCAUGGCAUAGAACUUCUUAUUAUAUUCCAAACACAUGCUUGUCAUGUCGCCUGGAUUCUCGUCCUGGAAUCAGAACUAAAAAGCUAAUCGGACGCUACGACACCGAUAAGGUUUCUUGGCCUAAUGCUCGACGCAACGCAAUCAAACUGAAAGCCAAGAACGGGAGACUCGUCCCGGAGGGUCCAGUCCUACCGCCUUACCUGCGAUCUAGACGUUGCGCCACUGAUAAGACUGGAAGCAAAGAACGUGUCUCGGAGGGUCCAGACCUUACUAGUCCGUUGUUCGUUUUUCGAAAUGCCUUUCAAUUUUUGUAUCACCCAAAUUUAGCAUUUAUAAACUCGAGUUUGUGUCGUACAAACGUUCUGGCCAAUCAAGUCAAAACUACAAAUCGCGUAGUAGAUUUUCCAACAUCCUCGCGCAUGAAAUAUGAUACCACAAAAACCAUAGCCAACUUGGAGGAUGGCGUGAAACGCCAAAAACUUAAUUAUGGCACUGACAGAGGAGGAAGGGAAGGGGAACAGGAAGGAAACGAAUUGUUAUGGAAAUAUGUCAAUUGUGUGUGCAUUCAAGAAUACCAUGCAUUAUCUUCCGGAGUUGCUGGGGAAGGAAAUAGCCGCAGUGAUAUUAAAAGAAGGGCACUAAAACCACCAUCUGUUUGGACGCAUAUAGUAAAAUAUUUAGAUGCAGUCUUGAACACUCCGAAGGAAGGUUUCGAAGAUUCACUGAGGCAGACCAUGAGCGAUGAACCUAAGUUCCAACUGUAUUGUAAGAAAGUCUUGACAGAUUUUUGGCUAGGUUACCCUCACAAUCGGGCAUCGUUAAAGUUGAUGCCAACGGAAUACGAAUACAAGACAAUUAAGAAACGUGGCAUCUGGAACUGUAUUACGAGAAUACCUGUCGGCUCCCAUACGAAUGGCGAAGAAAUUAAAAGUGAUCGAAUUACAUUAUACAGUCUCAAUCUCAUGGAAGGAGGUAAAUUCUUGGCAGAGGAAUUAGAAUCAGCGAAGAUACCAUUUUCUUUUUCUUCCCGAAUGAGAUACAUGGGUCUUUUGAAGAUGAUUGCUCGGUUUCAUGACAAGCUGAUGGAACAGGAAGAAAUAAUUGGAAAGCUUGAAGCUAGUUUCUAUGUUGACAAAGACGAGUCCCCCAAAGUGCGAGAUGUCCUCACAUUCCCUGAUAAAUCACAAAUGUGGCGAGCAGGCUCACCGGCCGGCUCCUUCAAGGGUCACAAUUAUGGAAUCGAGAUGGAAGAAGCAUUUAAAAGGAUGAAUGUUCAUAGUACAGUAUUAAUGAUUUUUGCUGAAGGACGUUAUUCAAUAUGGCUUGAAUAUUCAUUAAUUUAUCAUC
Funneliformis caledonium is the source of this 1390-nucleotide messenger RNA. Lineage: Eukaryota; Fungi; Glomeromycota; Glomeromycetes; Glomerales; Glomeraceae. The record is from the annotation of a GenBank genome assembly.